GCGGAGCCGGGGCUUCGCCUGUGACUUCGGCUUCUCCCCGCACAGCUCCGAGAGGCGCCGGCACCGCUUGAAGGGACCGGGGCGGUUUUACCCGGCCGGCGGCAGCUGGGGCGGAACCCGGGAGGAGCGGCGGAGAGGCACCCCCGAGGCGGCGUCCAUCCCGCCGCCGGCCAGCCCGUCCCUGCCCGGCUCGGCGCGUCCCCCCGCGGCCCGCCGCCGCCCCGGGCCAUGGGCCGGCCCGCCUGAGAGCCGGGGGGACCGGCCGGAGCUGCCCGCGGGGCCGCAGGACUCCCGGAGCGGGGGAAGAUGCUCUCGGCGGGGCGGACGGGGGCCUUCCUCCUCCUCUGCGGGGCUGCCUUUGGUCUCUACUUCCCCAGGAAAGAGUACUCGGAGAAUGUCUACAUUGAUCAGCCAGCAGGUACACCACUCCUGCGCAUCCACGCCUUGAGGGAUUCACAUGGGGAAGUGGCCCACUUUCAUCUGUGCCAGAAUCUCAUCAUUUCUCGAGCAAGAUCCCAUGAAAAUCACUGGUUUCAAAUCAGAGAAAAAACAGGACUUCUCUACCUCAGCAAAAGCCUGGAUAGAGAAGACUUUAACAUCUUGUCUGUAGGAAACUGGAUGCCAUUAUCAAAGGUGAUGCUGUACGUCUUCCUUUCAUCCCACCCUUUCCAAGAGAAGGAAUGCGACUCUGCUACGCGCACCACGGUUUUCCUGUCCUUGAUCAAUGCUACUGCACCAGCGUGCAGCUCCCUGACAGCAAGGCAGCUUUGCUUCACAGAAAUGGAUCUCUCCUUUCACAUCAAAGAGAAUAAACCACCAGGCACAUUUCAUCAGCUCCAGUUACCCUCAGUUCAUCAUCUGUGUCAGAACCUCAGCAUUUCCUACAAACUGCUGGCAGCCGAAGGUCUGCCCUUUCGAUACACUGAGAACACCACCGGCGUGAGUGUGACACAGCGCUUGGAUCGAGAGGAGAGGGAGAGAUAUGAGCUGAUUGCCAAAUGUACCGUGAGAGAGGGCUUCAGAGAAAUGCAGGUCGAGGUGCCCUUCCUGGUGAACGUGUUAGAUGAGGAUGACUCUCCUCCCUUCCUUCCCAAUGGCACUGAUACUACAGAGGCUGUCGUGGAGUUCAACAGGAAAGAGGGAACUGUCCUUGCAACGCUAACAGUAUACGAUGCAGACACCACGCCUAUUUAUCCCCUUGAAAGCAGCAGAAAGAAAUACACAGGAACCAUCAUUACCGAUGACCCCUGGAUAAGCGAAACGUUUCGGGUAGAGCACAUCUUCGAUGAAAUCCACUUCAGCCCAAAUGGCAGCCAAGUGAGGGGAACCCAACACGAGUACAAACUGGUACUGAAUAAAAGUAUUUCAGUCACAGAGCAUCGUUCCUUCCAGUUGGAUGUUUUGGUGAAUGACACAGAGUUUCAUGGCCCAGAAAGAUCAGUGAUGCUUCAUUUCAACGUCUCCAUCCUCCCUGUCAGCAUUCAGUUUUCAAACACGACGUACCAGUUCACAGUGAACAGAAAUGCUGAACGAUUUGCACAAAUAGGAAAAAUCUGCAUCGAAAACUGUAUGAAAUUCCGUGGUGUGAACAUCACCUACAAGUUACUGUCCCCCAAUGGGAGCUGCUAUCCUGUCAGCAUACUUCAAGGCCGAGAAGACAAAUGGGGAAGCCUUUAUGUGAAUGAUUCCUCCGUGCUACGCAAACCCGAAUGCAAGGAAAUACAAUACACUAUCCAAGCUACCGACAAGCAGAGCAGGAAACAUACCAAAACCCUCCUCACUAUUGUAUUGGAAGGAACUCUUUUAAAAAAAGAGGAGGACUGCCCUGACUCUUGUGCUGUGAGUAAGCACCAUGCUGAAUGUGAAGAGUGUGGUGGCCUGGGAGUGCUGACAGGAAGAUGCCAGUGGAGACAGGGGAGUGGAAAAGGGAUCACCACAAACUAUUCCACGUGCACCCCAAGUAUCAAGACUUGUCCAGAUGGCACCUGUGAUGCGGUUGAGAGCAAAGAUCCAGCUGUGUGCCCCCAAGACUGCACAAGUGGCAACAUUAUCGGUGGUCAUGGGAAAGGCAUUGGAAAUCUUGGAAUUAAGUCAGGACAUGGGAUUUGCUACUGCUUCCCAAGACAGAACUGCUAUUGUGAGAAAGAUGAUAUCAAGGAGCAACUAUGUGAUGAUGUGUGCAAGACUGUGAUAGCAGGGGCAGUGUUGCUGUCCUUCAUCAUCUCCGUGCUGCUCUCUUCCUACUUCAUCCAUCGUUACCACAAGAAUUCUCCAAAGCCACCUAUUGCCUCUGCAGAAAUGACGUUCCGGCGCCCAGCACAGUCCUACCCCAUCAGUUAUUCUUCCACUAACGUCCGCCGGCCUUCUUUGGAUUCCAUGGAGAACCAGGUGUCUGUAGACACCUUUAAAAUACCAGAAGAUCCAAAGUGGGAAUUCCCUCGGAAGAACCUGGUUCUGGGCAAGACUCUUGGAGAAGGAGAAUUUGGAAAGGUGGUCAAGGCAACAGCAUUCCGCCUCAAGGGAAGAGCUGGCUAUACCACUGUGGCAGUGAAAAUGCUAAAAGAAAAUGCUUCCCAGAGUGAGCUGCGAGAUCUACUUUCAGAGUUCAACCUUUUGAAACAGGUGAACCAUCCUCAUGUCAUCAAACUUUAUGGAGCCUGCAGCCAAGACGGCCCGCUGUAUUUAAUUGUGGAAUAUGCUAAAUACGGCUCCUUGCGCAGCUUUCUCAGGGAAAGCCGAAAAGUAGGACCAAGCUACGUGGGUAGUGACAGCAACAGAAACUCAAGUUAUUUGGAUAACCCCGAUGAGAGAGCCUUAACGAUGGGGGAUCUGAUCUCGUUUGCAUGGCAGAUCUCACGAGGAAUGCAGUACCUUGCAGAAAUGAAGCUUGUCCAUCGUGAUUUAGCAGCCAGAAAUGUAUUGGUGGCAGAAGGGCGCAAAAUGAAGAUUUCUGACUUUGGCCUCUCCCGUGACGUAUAUGAAGAAGAUUCAUACGUCAAGAGGAGCAAGGGUCGCAUACCUGUUAAAUGGAUGGCCAUAGAGUCCCUCUUUGAUCAUAUCUAUACAACACAAAGUGAUGUAUGGUCAUUUGGAGUUCUGCUAUGGGAGAUUGUAACAUUGGGAGGCAAUCCCUACCCAGGUAUCGCUCCUGAAAGACUCUUUAACCUCCUAAAAACAGGCUACAGAAUGGAGAGACCAGAAAACUGCAGUGAAGAAAUGUACAACCUGAUGUUGCGCUGUUGGAAGCAAGAACCCGAUAAAAGACCAACAUUUGCUGAGAUCAGCAAGGAACUAGAGAAAAUGAUGGUGAAGAGUAGGGACUACUUAGAUCUUGCAGCUUCCACACCGUCUGAUUCCUUACUUUACGAUGAUGGGCUCUCAGAAGAGGAGACACCACUCGUGGACUGUAAUAAUGCUCCCCUCCCUCGAACCCUCCCUUCCACAUGGAUUGAAAACAAACUCUAUGGCAUGUCAUACCCGAACUGGCCUGAGGAGAGCCCCGUUCCACUCACAAGAUUCGAUGGCACUAACUCUGUGUUUUCAAGAUAUGCAAAUGAUAGUGUAUAUGCUAACUGGAUGGUUUCACACUCAGCGGCAAAAUUUAUGGACAAGUUUGAUAGCUAAAAUUUUCUUUGUGAAAGGUAACGGACUCCUGAGGGGAACAAAGAUGCAAAGAAUGGAAAGUCCAUUGGCUCGUUCUUUGUACAAUCAACAACAAACUUUUGAAUUGGCAAACCCUUUUAUUGGUCGUUUCUAAAGUGUGUUGUUCAUGCUGAAGACUAUAAUUGGUGAUUUCCCCUUUCAGAAAACAUAUCAAGCUGGAUAAGAGUUGUAGUUCCAGUACUCCUUUCUAGAUUGCCAUUUUGCAUAUGGUUCCGUUUGGCAACUUCUGACUGCAAAUGGCCCCGCACUUCAUUCUCGCUGUUUUUUUAGACUAACCAUCCUGUGUUACAGCUUUCUUGGAUGGGAAAAUGUACUUGAACUGCUACUUUUAUAGUGGCUGUUAGUGUACGACCACUUGAUCUAAGCAGGAAGCACAAACAAUAUAUGGAAGGGAGGGGGGAAAUAUGCUCCCAAAUCACUGAGCUUGCUAUCAAAUGAGAAGCGUUGCAAUGAUGUUGGCACUAACAAAGCCUGUAUCUUGGUUUGGAAGCAAACAUUAAAUAACUCAAUAGAGGACUUGAGAUUCAACAUUUGAAGUCUUGUAAAAUGUAUUGUCUUGUCUUAAUGAGAAGAGAGUUUGUUUUAUUAGUCUUAACUUCUCUUACCUUUAGCACAAUGGAGAUAAAUUUGAUACAAGAUAAGCUGUAUAGACUGAUGGCAAUCAAGAGUGUUCAUCUGACAUCAUUUACUUUCCAUCACCUACAUCUUACUAACGUUAAAACGUACAAUCUCGUACGAUCAUAAUUCCUCUUAUGAGUUCAAAAUAGACUGUACAGGAUUUUUAGAUUGAAUUCCAGUAAAGAGAUUUCAUUUGCAGUCAUGUUCAGUGAGUUGGAGUCCUCCUCUCAGCUUCAAAUCGGAUACACUGCCAUGCACAGGACGCGGCCAUGACAUAGCUCCAAAUAAACCUAUUACCUUGAAAGUCAUGAGUAAACAACACUUGCACAGCAAAAUUCAUCUAAAACUCUACUGUUAAUGAAACUAUACAAGGAAAAUGUCGUCGGAGUUUGUUAAGGUGAAAUAUAAAAAUGUUGUGCUUACAACACUGACUUGAUAUUUGGGAGAACGAUCUGACUGUGGGUUGUGUGUUCUGUGUGGAAGAGUAAAUGAUCAGCACUACUUUUGCCUUUAUUUGUAAUCCAAUAUGGUUAAAGAUAACUUUCUGUUUGCUACAAAUGUUGGGACGUAAAUCCCAAGUGACUCGUUGUUAGCGUCGUGACGGUUAUCCUAAAUAAUCCAAUUCUACCAAAGCUUGCUCCUGUCACUUACAAUCCAGUUUAGCUGUUUUCAGAUGUUGUUUUGUGUAUCAACUUUAUGUUUCCAUUAAAGUCUGUGAUUUCAGAAACAAGAGAGUCAGACUG
Messenger RNA from Phalacrocorax carbo (great cormorant), 5024 nucleotides. NCBI's taxonomy places the organism in Eukaryota, Metazoa, Chordata, Aves, Suliformes, Phalacrocoracidae. The record is from RefSeq and is a predicted model, not a curated record.